CUAUUGUGGCUGACAGACGCAACAACCGGCUCCGUCAUGUGGACAAACAGCGAAAUGACCGUGACCAUCAUCUGCGUCAGCAUUCCCGCGCUGCGGCCCUUGUACAAACACCUAACGGGGCAGAGUUCGGGGGCUGAUGGCGGCAACAGCGGCGGAUAUCACUAUUCAUACACCAAGCGCAGCGUCAAGCUGACGGGCAGGGAUGGCGGUGACGAAGAGGACCCGACGUACAACUACAGCAUGAAUCCCAUGGGCGCGUCCAAGACGGUCAUCAAGCACACGCCCAAGAACGACGACCACGACAAUGACAACAGCAGCGAUGGCCGCAGCAUCCUGCGCGAGAGCCGCGCCAACAAUACCACCAUCUACCAGACGCAGGAGGUCACUGUCACCUAUGACGAUUACAACAAGUCGACUGAGGGGAUGAUGGCCAUGAGUGCGAAGCAGCAUGUAUAG
This is a messenger RNA of Rasamsonia emersonii CBS 393.64, 456 nucleotides long. RefSeq lists its product as uncharacterized. The annotation marks the transcript as partial. The transcript has a single exon. Lineage: Eukaryota; Fungi; Ascomycota; Eurotiomycetes; Eurotiales; Trichocomaceae. The record is from RefSeq and is a predicted model, not a curated record.